Molecule: messenger RNA, 3126 nt
Organism: Hyaena hyaena (striped hyena)
Lineage: Eukaryota; Metazoa; Chordata; Mammalia; Carnivora; Hyaenidae
Gene: TCF7
Product: transcription factor 7
Exons: 12
Coding region: 174-1877 (567 amino acids)
Biological process (GO): regulation of transcription by RNA polymerase II; canonical Wnt signaling pathway
Cellular component (GO): beta-catenin-TCF complex
Molecular function (GO): RNA polymerase II cis-regulatory region sequence-specific DNA binding; DNA-binding transcription factor activity, RNA polymerase II-specific
Source: RefSeq, a predicted model, not a curated record
GCCGCUCAGCCUGGCGCCCGCGCCCCGCGCCCGCAGCCCGCCCAGGCGGAGUCAGCCCGCGCUCCGCCCGCCGCGCUUCGGGCUCGGAGGUCCGGACUCCAGGCUCGCCGCCUGCCGGGCAGGCUCCGCGCCCCGCACUCCCGCGCCCCGCGUCCCCGCGGGUGGAGCGCACCAUGCCGCAGCUGGACUCGGGCGGGGGCGGCGCGAGCGGGGGCGACGACCUCGGCGCGCCUGACGAGCUGCUGGCCUUCCAGGACGAGGGCGAGGAGCAGGACGACAAGAGCCGCGACAGCGCCGCGGGCCCCGAGCGCGACCUGGCCGAGCUCAAGUCGUCGCUGGUCAAUGAGUCCGAAGGCGCAGCGGGCGGCGCGGGGGUCCCGGGGACCGGUCCCGGGGCCCACGGCGAGGCGGAGGUCGGGGCGGAGGCUCUCGGGAGGGAACACACUUCGCAGAGACUUUUCCCCGACAAACUUCCAGAGUCUCUGGAAGACGGCCUGAAGGCCCCGGAGUGCGCCAGCGGCAUGUACAAAGACACCGUCUACUCCGCCUUCAAUCUGCUCAUGCACUACCCACCCCCCUCGGGAGCAGGGCAGCACCCCCAGCCGCAGCCCCCGCUGCACAACAAGGCCAGUCAGCCAGCCCACAGCGUCCCACAGCUCUCUCCUCUCUAUGAACAUUUCAGCAGCCCACACCCUACACCUGCACCAGCCGACAUCAGCCAGAAGCAAGGAGUUCACAGGCCUCUGCAGACCGCUGACCUCUCUGGCUUCUACUCUCUGACCUCAGGCAGCAUGGGACAGCUUCCCCACACUGUGAGCUGGCCCAGCCCUCCUCUCUACCCCCUGUCCCCUUCCUGCGGAUAUAGACAGCACUUCCCUGCCCCCACUUCAGCCCCUGGCGCCCCCUACCCCAGGUUCACCCACCCAUCCCUGAUGCUAGGCUCCGGUGUCCCUGGUCACCCUGCGGCCAUCCCGCACCCAGCUAUUGUACCUCCCUCAGGGAAGCAGGAGCUGCAGCCAUAUGACCGGAGCCUGAAGACACAGGCAGAAUCCAAGGCAGAGAAGGAGGCCAAGAAGCCAACCAUCAAGAAGCCACUCAACGCCUUCAUGCUGUACAUGAAGGAGAUGAGAGCCAAGGUCAUUGCAGAGUGUACACUCAAGGAGAGCGCUGCCAUCAACCAGAUCCUGGGCCGCAGGUGGCACGCGCUGUCUCGGGAAGAGCAGGCCAAGUACUACGAGCUGGCCCGAAAAGAGAGGCAGCUGCACAUGCAGCUGUACCCAGGCUGGUCGGCGCGGGACAACUACGGGAAGAAAAAGAGGCGGUCACGAGAAAAGCACCAGGAGUCCAACACAGACCCUGGCUCGCCUAAGAAAUGUCGUGCUCGCUUUGGCCUCAACCAGCAGACGGAUUGGUGUGGUCCGUGCAGGAGGAAAAAGAAAUGCAUUCGGUACUUACCCGGAGAAGGCCGCUGCCCCAGCCCAGUUCCUUCCGAUGACAGUGCUCUAGGCUGCCCCGGGUCCCCCGCCCCCCAGGACUCGCCCUCAUACCUCCUGCUACCCCACUUCCCCACAGAACUGCUUGCUAGCCCUGCGGAGCCGGCGCCUACAUCACCAGGUCUCUCGGCCUCUCUCAGCCUCCCAGUCCCCUGGACCCCCACAGGCCCCCCACAGCGUCCUGCAGAGUACACAGCUGCAACGACAGGCACCUCAGAGACAGGCAGCCCAGCGUGUACAGGACACCUGGCCUCCUCCAGGGGCUCGUCCUCUGAGAGGAAGCGACAGAGCCCCAAAGCACGUGGAAACUGGCCAGGGGCCCUGUUACCUCCCUCUCAGGGACAGGGCCCAGGAGACUUCCGAGGCUGCACAACUUCUGCCUGAACCUGGGGCCAUCAAUUCAAACUACGCCAAAUGGUGGGAACCAGAUCUGCAGUGUGUCUUCUGAUUAACGGCUAACUGCAUCCCUUGUGCCUACAGCAGCCUGCAUCUAUUCCUUUUACCAUCUGUCUUGCUGGCCAGAUGCCCCUGCCACCCCCCCCUCGCUUUUCUGCUAUAGGUCGCAAACAGGCUGGACUGAGCCCAGCUGCUUUCCCCACCCUACACCUCCUGGGCCUCACCACUGCCACGCCCUCCCCAUACCACACACUUCAAGGACCAAGAAUGAGCUGGUUUACGAAACCACACGUGAGCAUGGUCACAACCACAUGCUUAAGACAGUGCUUCUCUCAAAAGAGCCUGGAGAAGCUCUGUUGACAGAAAAGCAGUUAAUCGUAAGCUGGACCAGAGUAAGCCUUUCGCCACGUCCUCAAGAGCUCACAAGCUGAGGAGGGAACGGAACAGGUUAAGUUUAGGCCUAUCACCACAGGCAGUAGGAAAAACCUGACACUACCUUAUCAGGCAAGUAUGCGCAGUGAGAGGUAUCUGGCUCUAGUUCAUAUUACUUGGCUGUGUUUCCAAGAGAAACUCAACCUCCCAAGCAGCUCUGAUACCAAGGUCCCAUGCCUGUCACUGGUGAAUGAACUCCCAAGAAAUUAUGGUCCCAGCUCCAGCAUGCAUCCCUCCCUCCCUCCACCAAGAGCCUCUGUCACAGCUCCAUCUCCUGCUUGUCCAUGUCAGUCUACGCGGCUCUUGGGCAGUUUUAAGAGAGGCCGAACCGAACCUCAUGACAACCGAUGCCCACCUUCCAGCACGACACCGCUUCAGCUUCAGCUUCCCUAAGGGGGUGUAGGAAGGAGGACCUUCGGCAUCCAAGUAAGGAGCCCAGAGAACCUCUAGUGGCGGUCAGUGGGUUUUCACCACAGCCUCCUUUAACCCAUUUCUGAGCCAAGCUUCAACCCUGAGCCUUAAAAAACAAACUUUUAAUUUAACUCCCCCACCCUCACUGUAUAUAGCCUGAACCCAAAGAAAAAGGGCUGUUCUUAUACCCACACACCCCUCAACAAAAGCCUUUAGUUCCUCUACUUUAGCCACUGGCAUCUCAGAAUCCAAAGAUCAUAUAUUCUAGUGUAGUGCUGCAAGAAGUUUUGAGAGAAAGAAAAGGACUAUUGUAGUGUUCAAAAUAUUUUUGUAUUGUUAAUGCAUCAUCAAAACUUUUUUUUAACAUGAGAAUAAAGAUACUUUUUACUGGGUU